GAUAACUACACCCCACCCAGGCCAAUAAGACAUAAGACAACUUACAAACUGUGUGCUUUUAGUUUGUGUUUUACACAGAGAAAAUGGCAGAAUCAAUGGCACAGGAUCUGAGUGAUGAGCUUAUCAGAGCUGCUCAGUUUCAAUCCAUGGAAGCUCAUAAACACAGCCAACAGUACAAGAAACAUGGUAUGGCAUCAUCAUCAUCAUCAAGGAUGGAGGUUUUGAUCUUUGCAUUUAAAGGAUCAUGGGAAGUCGAAGAUUGGUACGCUGAUGAUGAUUUCGGUGAAACAGAUGUUGAUCAUAAUCUGUUUCCGUCUCUCCAGCGUAUCGGAGAGGGUCGACUUGCAAAAGUCAACAAAGCAUUUCUUCAAAGAUUUCAAGAUCUUUUGACGAACUCACGGUUUCGAAUGGAGGUAGAGAAAGCUGUGAAGGAAGGUAACAAGAUUUUAUUAACAGGACAUUCAUCUGGUGGUGCUAUAGCAAGUUUUGCCACACUCUGGAUUCUUGAAGAAUAUGCAAGAAAACAAAGAAUCCAAGUUCCGAUUCAUUGUGUAACUUUUGGGUCUCCGCUCAUCGGCGACAGAAACCUCUCUCACGCGGUCCGACGGAAUUGGGCUGCUCGUUUCACCCAUUUCGUCAUGGAACACGACAUUGUUCCUCGUCUGAUGCUAGCUCCCAAGAUAUCCGUUCAAGAACAUCUACCCAAUAUUCUCAAAUCUUUCCAACAAAAAGUCAACACCAAAGUCAACUCCGACGAUCAGAAAUCCCACAAAUUUCCUAAAUUUUUCCACCCGACUCCGAAAAAACCUGUCCCUCGUGAUCAAUCAGUAAAAGCUGAUCAAGCAGUUACAUUCUUUGAAAAUGUGAUGAUCAAGGCAUCAAUUGUUGCAAGGCGUGCUGCAUUUGAUCUUAUGGAACCUACAAGUUCUCUAACGGAAAAGUUAUCUGUUGACUAUGUAAAAGUCUCGCCUUACAGACCCUUUGGUACUUACGUUUUCCACAAUCGAGAUGAAAGCCAACAGCUUGUUGUUAAUAACCCAAAUGCCGUUCUACAGUUGCUGUUCUAUUUCUUGCAGUUGACGAAUGAGCAUCAAAAUCUAGCUGAUUUUGCUCUUAACAGUUUAGCCGAAAGUUUGAGUUAUGAAGAAGAACUAAAGAACAGAUUGCAGUGGCAGAACUCGGUUGAUCUGAAAGACCUUAACGGUCACCUGUUGACUCACGAUCGUACUAAAAGUGAUGCAGCUAGUAACAAAGCUUUAUUUGAACUGAGUGCAGAAGCGAAAUGGUGUCUAGUGGCAGCCGAAGAGGCGGAGAAUAGGAAGAAAGAAAACGAGAAGCUGAUUGACGCCUCCAUGCGAAAAUAUGGACCGAAACAGAUGAGAUCUGAAGGAACUCAAAUUGAAAAGAAGAUCAUCGAGGAUAUCCUAGACGAAAUCCGCGAGUACAAAGAAAAGCAUUCCAAUGGCAAUACGGAUUACUACGAAGCCUUCAAGCUUCAAGACCAGCACGAUGACUUCAUUGCCAACAUAAACAGGCUGGUGAUGGCUAAAUUAUUGGAUGUAAUUAUAGAGAUGCUGAUGCGUGAGGAUCUACCUGAUGGUUUCGAGGGGCGGAAGGAGUGGGUGGAUUUGGUGACGGAGUUUAGACGGCUCGUUGAGCCUCUUGACAUAGCAAAUUACUAUCGACACUCAAAGGGGAACGGUUAUAUGGAAGUCAGACCGAAAAGGUACAAGUUUACACAACGAUGGUACGAGCACUUGAACGUUACAGGGUUCGAGUCGAUUUCAGAGAGUAGUUUCAUGGCAGAGGUUGAGGAACUCAAGAAAGAGGUCGAGGAACCUCGGAAGAAGACGCUCGAAGAGGUUAAGGCGGGAUUGGAGAGCAUAGAAAAGCAAGUCCAGAAGUGGAUUUUUGAUGAGAAAAUACCCGAAAAGGAUGUGUUUUGGGGAGAAUCUACGAUUUCUAAGUUGUGGAAAGAGCUACCAUAUGAUCACCACAAUCGAUCAUGAAUCGUACACUCUAUAGACAUGUCUUUGAUAAAAGUAAAUCACGAUUACAAUUAGGUCAUUCCCAUAUCAAUUUGUAUCUACACUCUUACUAUAAUAGGAGUGUCUUCCAUUCAUAAUUGUACUACUAAUAUUCGUAAGA
Messenger RNA from Cynara cardunculus var. scolymus (artichoke), 2148 nucleotides. RefSeq names its product protein EDS1-like. The transcript has 3 exons. Lineage: Eukaryota; Viridiplantae; Streptophyta; Magnoliopsida; Asterales; Asteraceae. Gene Ontology annotation, biological process: defense response; lipid metabolic process. The record is from RefSeq and is a predicted model, not a curated record. The coding region runs from base 84 to 2009 and encodes 641 amino acids.